GUUGAUCCUGCUGGGUGAUCCCAGCUUCCGGUGAAAGGGGAGAAGUGUCUGACACGAUUACUCUGACCAGGCCCAUCGUUACUCACCCGUAGAUAGCCGAACGGGUUUUUUGAUAAUGGCGAUGGGCUUGUAAUCGUCAACAAGUCACCUAAUCAACUUUUUUUUUGAGAUAAUAGGAGACGUCGCCGCGGACGACGCUUUGAGCAGGCUACGCGCCGUCAGAGCUACAGGUUUAAACGUUACCCGCGACUGUCAGCCAGCUAGUUAGCCAGCUAGUUAGCCAGCUAAAGUCGUAGCUAGCUUUUCGCCAACCAAGCACCUCUAAAUUAGAUCCUGGUGUCUGUUUCAAGAUGUCAACUGCGGGGUUCAAUUCUCAGAAUGGGACUGGGACAGGGCAAACAUACGCAAAUGGUCCAUCACAGAAUCCUGUUGCCCUCCAGCAGCUACCAGGGGUUAGUUAUGGGAUGACUAAUCAACCACCAUACAAUCCAGUGCAGGCCAAAGCUCCUGCACCCCCUGGCCCUGGACUUUACCCAGCUGGGCUAUACCAGCCUAUUCCCCCAGUUAGCUCAUAUCAGCCAGGCCCACCACCCACCUCCUACCCAUCUUCUGCAGGCCAGCCACUGUUGCCCAGGCCUCCAAUGGGAGGUCAUCCAUCACAUACCCCUCCUCAGUCUGCCAGCCCCAGUCCUGGUCCUAGGAUGCCAAUGCCUCCUGCACAGGCAACACCACCUCCUCCUUCUGUGUCUUCUAGUAGCUACUACCCCAACCCUCAGCAGCCCAUGACUCCAGCAUGGCAGUACAACACACCUACACCACCACUGGGGCCAGCAACCUCCAUUAGUGCGCCUCCAAUGGGCCCUGUGGCAAAUCAUGUGAAUCUAGCUGCAACCUUAGCAGGGCCAUCACUGCCAUCAUCAGCAUCUUACAGCUCAGCAGCACCACUACCACCACCUCCCAACAUGUCUUACAGCACUACCCAACCCCCGGGCCCAGGAAUGCCUCCCACCUCUCUGCACGGCUAUACACAGCCAGGUGUGGCACCUCCACCAAUGAAUCCCAUGGCGCCCCAUACAUACCAAGGCCAGUCAAACAGGCCUGCUUAUGGGCCUCCACCUACAGGUCCAACACCUGCAGGCCCACCACCAACAAUGAAACCCACAUCGCUUCCCACUGGUCCUCCAGUGGCAAAUGCCACACCACCACCACCUAAAGCAGAUGCUCAGUGUGGGGGUGUUGUUAACAGCACUUUUUCCCCCACUGAGCCCGACAGCCAGGAGGGAGAUAUUGAAUGUCCAGGAGCUGUGGCUGGCAAUGGCCCGCAAACAACAAACAGCUAUAAUCAUCUUGACAACAAAAUGGCUGGCCCGACUCAGCCUGGACCACCCGGUCGGCACUUGGGCCACUACCCUUCGCUCCCUCCUGGGUACCAGAACACCUCAGCUCCCCACGCCACCCCUCCCAUCCACCCUGCGAUGCAAGCCGCCACGCAGCCUUACACUCAAGCACCUCAGCCAUAUCAGCAGCCACCUGGUGGCCCGGGACCAGCUCAGCUAAGCCCAUCAUUAGCAGCCAUGAGCCUCCAGUCCAGCACCCCAGAGGCCCUGAGAGUGGUCAACCUCCUGCAAGAGAGGAACCUGCUGCCACCGGCUCCAGUCCCUGCCCCGACUCCCUGCCUCACCCAGGACCUGCAGAAACUCAACUGCAGCCCAGAAGUUUUUCGCUCUACACUCACCAGCAUCCCUCAGACCCAGUCUCUGCUCAAUAAAGCCAAGAUGCCACUGGGCUUGCUGCUUCACCCAUUCAAAGACCUCUCGCAGCUUCCUGUUGUGACAUCCAGCACGAUUGUUAGGUGUCGGUUCUGCAGAACCUACAUCAAUCCCUUUGUCUCUUUCCUGGACCAGAGAAGGUGGAAGUGCAACCUUUGCUAUCGGGUUAAUGAUGUUCCAGAGGAGUUCAUGUACAACCCUGUCAGCAGAUCAUAUGGAGAACCACACAAAAGACCUGAGGUCCAGAAUGCCACCAUUGAGUUCAUUGCUCCUUCAGAAUACAUGCUGAGGCCACCCCAGCCUGCUGUUUACCUCUUCGUUCUGGACGUUUCCCACAAUGCAGUGGAGACAGGCUACCUAAAUGUGUUCUGUCAGUCACUGCUGGACAACAUCAAUUCACUUCCUGGAGACUCAAGGACUAAGGUAGGCUUCAUCACCUUUGACAGCACCAUCCACUUCUACAACCUCCAGGAAGGACUUUCCCAGCCUCAGAUGCUAAUCGUGUCUGACAUAGAAGAUAUCUUUUUACCAACACCAGACAGCCUUCUAGUAAACCUCAAUGAAAGCAAAGAGCUUGUGCAGGAUCUAUUGAAGAGCCUGCCAAAUUUAUUUGAGAAGACGAUGGAGACGCAGUCCGCCCUGGGUUCAGCUCUGCAAGCAGCCUUUAAGUUGUUGUCCCCCACUGGAGGGCGCAUGUCAGUGUUUCAGACGCAGCUGCCUAACCUCGGUGUUGGGGCACUGCAGUCGAGAGAGGACCCCAACCAGCGGGCAUCUGCCAAGGAUAUCCAGCACUUAGCGCCGGCGACAGACUUCUACAAGAAGCUGGCUCUGGACUGUUCCAGCCAGCAGGUGGCUGUAGACCUGUUCCUGCUCAGUGCUCAGUACUGUGACCUGGCAUCUCUUGGAUGCAUAUCCAGAUAUUCAGCAGGGAGCGUUUACUACUACCCAUCCUACCACCACCAGCAUAACCCAGCUCAGGUUGAGCGCUUCCAGAAGGAUCUGAAGAGAUAUUUAACCAGGAAAAUUGGCUUUGAGGCUGUCAUGAGGAUACGCUGCACCAAAGGUCUGUCCAUCCACACGUUCCACGGAAACUUCUUUGUGCGCUCCACAGAUCUGUUGUCCCUCCCCAACGUCAACCCAGACGCCGGCUUCGCAGUUCAGAUGUCCAUCGAGGAAAACCUUGAUGACAUGCAGGUUGUCUCUUUCCAGGCUGCGCUGCUUUACACCUCCAGCAAAGGAGAGAGGAGGAUCCGCGUGCACACGUUGUGUCUCCCUGUGGUGAAUUCUCUGUCGGAUAUCUUUGCUGGGGCUGAUGUUCAAGCCAUCACUGGGCUGUUGGCUUGCAUGGCUGUGGACCGUUCGGUGACGGCAAGUCUGAGCGAUGCAAGAGACGCAAUGACCAACGCUGCUAUCGACUCGCUGAUGUCUUACCGGCAGUCUGUGUUGACAAUCCAGCAGCCUGGCCUGCUGGUUCCGGCCUGCCUCAGACUCUUCCCGCUCUACAUUCUUGCGCUGCUCAAACAGAAAGCCUUCAGGACAGGCACCAGCACCAGGCUGGAUGACCGGGUGUUUGCCAUGCUUCAGCUGAAGUACCAGCCACUGGCCUACGCCAUGCUGAUGAUCCAUCCUGCUCUGUACCGUGUCGACGACCUGACUGACGAGGGAGCAUUAAACAUCAACGAGCGGACCAUCCCUCAGCCCAGACUGCUGCAGCUGUCUGUGGAGAAGCUCAGCAGGGAGGGAGCUUUCCUCAUGGAUGCUGGAAUUGUGAUAUACCUGUGGAUUGGACGAAACUGCCACUCCAACUUCCUCACACAGGUCCUAGGAGUUCCAAACUACGCUGCUGUGCCUGAUAAUCUGUAUUUGCUCCCAGAACUGGACACUGCAGAGUCUCAGAGAACCAGAGCUUUCAUUGGUUGGCUGAGAGAUCAGAGGCCAUUUUUCCCCUCCCUGCAUAUCAUCAGGGACGAGAGCCAGCUGAAAGCCAGCUUUAUGCAAAACAUGAUCGAGGACCGAACAGAGUCGGCCCUGUCGUACUACGAGUUCCUCCUUCACCUCCAACAGCAAAUCUCCAAAUAAUCUUCAGUGUGGCUGCGGAGACGAGGGAACAUUGAAGCGAACAUGUGCGUCAGUGUUUGUGUGCGAGUAUAUCACACCAUAUACAUAUGUAUAUGGUGUGAGAGUGUGUAUGCGUGUGAGUGAGACUACACUCAAGGUCGCUUCUUGGUCCUUCUUCAGCUGUGGUCCACCAUAUCUCUGAGGGGGGGAAACCCGAGCUGAACUUAACACGAGGCAUCAGCCCAAUCAAGUCAUGUGACGAGGAUGUGACAAAUAAUUGGUUCUGAUGCUUAUUGGGCACUUUUGAACCCUGCUGAAGAAACAAGAAAUCCAGGAUGAUUAUUGUGUCAAUGAUCGAAUGAAUCAGUGUUUAUUCUCACAGAACAAUGCUGUCUAACUGAGGUAGUGCUCAGAAACAGUGCGGGAAAACAGAUGUGUGAAGUGUUUGGAAAAAGCACAGUCUUUAUUAAUACGAGUCAAACAUAUGUACGUACGCUUAAGACUAGUUUAUAAGACAGGAAGGAACCGGCAAAAAGACUGUUUUGUUUUUUGGGUGUCACCUGGAGUAUUUGUACACACAGCAGCUGAGCUCUAACAACACUCUAAUAUUGUACCUGAAGGAGAGAGCGUGUGCUUUUUAUUUGACAGUCAUUAUACUUGUGUGUUGAACAAAUCUGUAGACUCUGUUGUUUGAAAGCCUGAAUUUUAAAGGUGUUUGAAGGCAGAUCAGCCUCGUUGCCGUCGCUGCCUCGAAUGUUUGGAUUUGGCAGCGGAAGGUGGUUUCAUCGGUCUGGUCUGUCGCUCAUCUUUUCGCUCUUUCUCUCUGGACAUUCAGAACACCUCUGACGACAUUGCUGUUCUGUUUGUUUGUUUCUUUUUCUGAUUGUUUAAUUUAUGAGACUCCCAAUCUGAUUAAAUUCUAUAAUUGCCUUGUAUGGGAACUCACUUUUUAUUAUUAAAACCUCUGUUUAAAUACAGACUCUAUAUAUGAAAUAUUUUAAUAUAAUAGGAUAUGGGAAAUUCUUUAACACAGACAUAACAAAGCCAUUGUGAUCUUUUAAUCAUGCUUAUUGAUACUUGUAUAUUAAAAGAUUGCAUUAUAUAAAGGUAAAGACAUGCUGAUGAUUUUAGUACAAAUAAGGUGAAAUGACGCUAAGAAAAUAAAAUGUUGGGACUUUUUAAGUGUAGUUUGUGUUUUGGUGGGUGAACAGUGUCUAUUCUGUGAACACAAAGACUACAAAAGACAACAUGGACCAAAUCAGUCGAUAUUUCUCUUGAAUGCAUUUGAAUCGAAAUUUUUUUUUUUUUUUUUUUUUUUAAUUUGGUUUGGUCUCAUUUCAUACAGUUUGUAAUCUAUGUAUUAUAUCAACAAAAAUGUAUUUAGGAACAGACAAAUAUGUUUUGGUCUUCAUGCACAAGAAAAAUUGUUUUUCAUAAAAAAAUACUGAUGAAAAUAAAAAGCAGCUUUGUUUUUGUACAGAGUUAACUUGCUGAGGACUGGAUGUCAGUCACAUGACUACAGCUAAAAUAACACCACUCGUGAGUGUGGACCGAGUGGAUUAAAUCAACAGAUGUAAUGCCACUGGCUUUUUAGAAUGACCUCACCUUUCAACAAGAAAUUGAAUUAAUUUAACACCCAAAAAAUAAAGUAGAAAAUAAUACAAAUUUGACUUGACCUGUGACUUCUCUUCUGACUUACAUGGACAACAUGAAUAGACCUUGUCUUUGAAACUUUAAAAUUGGUUGGAGGGUGGGUGGAGGUUUACCUGUUAGUUAUUAGCUGUGUCUUGAGUAUAAAGUGGAUCAUCAAUAUUGGCUUUGCCCCACAUCUAUACACUGUUCAAAAACAGUAGCAGCACUGAUGAAUUUCUACCUCUGUAUCAUCGGUGUUUGUGCGCAGGACCUCAGUCUCAGUACUCAUGUUGAAGGAAAGUAGACUCAUUUUAGGUUUUUUCUCUAAUCUGAGAGGCUUCUCUGAUUCUUCUUGACCCACUCUGUGUUCCCUAAUUGUACAGGCAUUGUAAAAACUAAAGUACACACUCCUUUAAUUCUUAGGCUUCAUGUAAUCAGGAUGUAACAAAAAAUCAUUUUGUCCUUACAGGUUCUAAAAUGAUUUAAAUACAACCUCAGAUGAACAUCAGCGUGACAUGAAAUAACUUGAAAUAAUUAUUUUCCAUAUGACUUCUGGUCCACUCUUCUUUACAAUGUUGUUUCAGAUUAUUGAAGUUUGUGGAUAUUCACUCCAGUCAGGUGGAGGCCUGGGCUUUGAGGCACUCAUUUGGAAAUUUGUUCUGGGGUUCAUUGUCCUGUUGUGUGACCCAGUUCCAGUAAGGUUUUAGCUGUGCCUCACAUUUCACCUUAGAAUACUUUAGUAUUUAUUAAGAGUUCAUGGUCAACUCAAUGACAGCAGCCAUGACAGUGCCCUGUGGCUGCAGAGCAAGGCCAAAUCAUCAUGCCUGUGCCAUCAUGCUUUAUAGUUGGUAUAAGAUAAUUAAAGGGGAGAAAAGUGACAAUUGAGUGAAAAUUUAUUAACUUAUCACCAUAAAAUAUUUGUUUCUUAGCACCACACUUUUUUUGUUUGUUUUUUGUCAAUAAAGAAUAAAUUCCAGUCAGCCUCUGUCCCCGGCUCAGCAAAAGAUCCCUCUGUUGUCUCUGCUGGAUCUGCUUAGAUCCAAUCUUCCAAACAGCUCAUUAUAUAGAAAUACUUUCUCUCAUCUUUACUCUUCAAAACUCAGUUUGUCAAUCACAAUUUACUUCAUAUAAUUUUGUUUUAUCAAUUAAAUUAAUUAAAUCAUAAACGUUAAAAAUCAAACUUUCUCUGAGUAUUUGCUUAGUCAUUCUGACCAAGCACUACAGACCUCAGACAAGCUCUAGGCUGUGUGCCAUAUUUAGAUUCCCUGCUGGUACAAUCAACCUCAGCACAAAAGCACACGCACACACCAAAUCACAGCAAAAGGUCAGGAGAUUAAAUAUUAAAUCAGUUUCAUUACUCAGAUUUCUCAUUCAUCAUAUUACUUAGACGUAUACUUUAAUUAUAACUUUGAUACAAAUUAAAAACACACAUUGAUAAGAUCUUUUCUAGAACUUUGUUUCAUUGUUAUCAUAAAAGCUGGAUGUUAAGACCUUUUACCCUAUCUCCAAUGUAGUGAGAGGUUAGCCAAGUGGACUUCAAUCCCACCUUUCUCUACAGUGCUAGUACUCUAUCGUAGAAUAUUGACGAGUGGACAUUUAUAUUGAUAUGGUGAUUCUUCUAGAAGAAGAAGUGGUUUGUUCAGAUGCAACUUUGCAAAUGUAAGCUGUGCUGAUGUGUUCAUUUCAGAGAGAAGAAGUUUUCCCCUCUUGUUCGGUCGUUUUUUAAAAAUUGUGCUGUCAUUAACUUUAACAUGCUAACAGAGGCCCAUAGAGUGUGAGAUGUACAGACACCCAUCAAGGGUAUGAAAGUUGUGGUAAGUUCAGGCUUUUAAUGAUAUCUGUCUGUCUGUUUUUCAGCAUCAGUAUGUGCUGUGUUGACAUUUGCAAUAAGCAUUUUUCUCAGACCUUUAAUUAUAUCACUUCAUUGCUUUAAUAUAACCAAUGACCAAAAGAUGAAACAAAUAAAAUGAUCAAGUUGUUUCAUUUCUUCAGUUUUUCCAUAGCUCAGUUACAAUUAUUUAAAUCAAUAUGCCCUGCUUUUAUAUAAAUAUCUGAAAAAAAUUGUUAUUUCAGGUCUGAUUUUUUUUUUGCAUCGUUAAUGCACUUUUUAUUUCAGCUUGAGUAAAGAAUACUCCAAACCUAGAGGUUAGAGCUAUUUUUCCUAUUAACACUACAGACCAUUCAGAAAUGGAUUUUUU
Molecule: messenger RNA, 7657 nt
Organism: Haplochromis burtoni (Burton's mouthbrooder)
Lineage: Eukaryota; Metazoa; Chordata; Actinopteri; Cichliformes; Cichlidae
Gene: sec24a
Product: SEC24 homolog A, COPII coat complex component
Exons: 24
Coding region: 351-3848 (1165 amino acids)
Biological process (GO): endoplasmic reticulum to Golgi vesicle-mediated transport; intracellular protein transport; COPII-coated vesicle cargo loading
Cellular component (GO): COPII vesicle coat; endoplasmic reticulum exit site
Molecular function (GO): zinc ion binding; SNARE binding
Source: RefSeq, a predicted model, not a curated record